AUGGGACGUGCCGAGACAAAGAUUAUGCUGGCCUCGCCCGGCCCAGUCAGCCCGGGAGUUGCACCACGGGGUGGAAUCGUUAGCACUCUGUCAGAAGUCGAGGAUUGCUAUGAAAAAAGUCGAAUGAGUUCUUGGUUACCAGCUACUUUGGGACCGAUCUAUAAGAUGCUUGUAAGCUGUCUUUCACUUCAGCGAACCCUGAUGACUAUUUGAUUUCAGGCGGGAGCAGCAGAAGAGUUCGAAGACGCACAGAAAAAGCAGUUGGAAAAAUGA
Messenger RNA from Caenorhabditis sp. 36 PRJEB53466, 273 nucleotides. Lineage: Eukaryota; Metazoa; Nematoda; Chromadorea; Rhabditida; Rhabditidae. The record is from the annotation of a GenBank genome assembly.